Molecule: messenger RNA, 12485 nt
Organism: Diabrotica virgifera virgifera (western corn rootworm)
Lineage: Eukaryota; Metazoa; Arthropoda; Insecta; Coleoptera; Chrysomelidae
Product: titin
Exons: 4
Coding region: 263-2398 (711 amino acids)
Cellular component (GO): extracellular region
Molecular function (GO): chitin binding
Source: RefSeq, a predicted model, not a curated record
GUGCCGUCUAUGUUCUUCGCUAUUAGAGCACGCCAGUACCAUGACAGUAGUUGAAAGAACCGCUGGUAAACAAUCGUACUACCGGAUGGCACCGUGGAUUGGCAAGUGAAUUGAAAACUUUCGUCUGUCGUGCGCUGAAAAAAUGACAAGUUGUGUGAAUUUAUAAUCUUAUUUUUGUGUUUAUAACGAUAUUGGGAUUUUUUUUUGUGUUGUGUACUCCGAUAAUAAUUGUGUAAUUUCUCUAGUAUUCGCCAGAGUCAAUAUGUGGAAAUAUAUUUUGGCCUUAAUGAUUUUUACAGAUGACCUUCAGCGUUCAUUCCAAAUAACUACAAUCCAUCAUGACAAGCCAGAAGAAAGCAACAUACACCGAAUGGCAACAACAAUGACGAGCAACAGUACGAUAGAACUAAACAACGUUACGCUAACACAUACUGAACGCCAAAAGAGACUUCUGCCAUAUGUAAACUUUUACCAAUCUGGAAACCAAAAUCAAGUUACCUAUGAGAAAUAUCCCCCAACUGUCCCGAAAAAAGUUUACCCCGUGUACAACGAACAAAACUCGGAUAUCGUAUACCACCAUAACCUGAAGUUAACUCCUUUUUCUGUCAAUAAUGCAAUUCCAGGUCCUUUUAAACCGAUGAUGUCUGCCCCGUCGAGAGUUAAAGUUCAGUACGUUCCAUUACCUCAACACAAAGUUCCAAACUUUAGCGAAAUUUACGAUAAAUUGGCUCAAUUGAAACUAUCGCAAAGCUACAGACGACCCGCCUACUUUCAAAUUAAACGUCCCUCUAGCCAUCAAUCGUUUUUACUAAAGCCACAAGUUUAUAACGAGCAUAAACUUAUACAACCGUCUAAAACCACAAUAGAAACCUACACUGCUACAAAUAUAGAUAUACCAACUGGACCCGGCGAUACAUACCAAUAUAAUACUCAAAAGAAUUUUCAGCAGAACAAACCCUAUAUAAAUUCACAAAUAGCUGUAGAAAUACCUUAUUCUAGUAUACCUCAAGAAAACUAUAAAAGAAAGCCAUAUCAAGAAUUCCAGAAGCCAUUUAUAAUUGUACCAGCAAGCCCUCCAGACAACAGAAAUAAACAAGUUGUCAUUAUUGAACAAAGAAAACCUAUUUUAAGUAAAAAUCCAGAUUCCUACGAACCAAGUCAGUACGAAAACCAAUAUCAAUUAAACACUCCUCAAUAUGAGGAGUAUGAACCUUUUCCGAAAUACGAACAAGAACCAAUAUACGAAGAUAUUCCACGAUAUGAACAAAUACAAUAUAAAGAAGCUGAAACAUACGUAGUAACUCCAAAGUACGAGGAACCUCCCAAAUAUAUAGAAGUCCCAAAAUAUGAAGAACCCCCCAAAUAUGUAGAAGCCCCAAAAUAUGAAGAACCCCCCAAAUAUGUAGAAGCCCCAAAAUAUGAAGAACCCCCCAAAUAUGUAGAAGCUCCAAAAUACAAAGAAAGGUCCAAAUAUAUAGAAUCUUCAAAAUAUAUCGAAAAUCCAAAAGAUAUUGAUAUUCCAAAAUACGAAGCAGUUCCAAAAUACAUAGAAACUCCAAAAUAUGUCGAAGCUCCAAAGUACGAAAAACCCCCCAAGAAUUCUGUAAACUUAGCUAUUAUUUUAAAACAUCUCCAAGCAACAAAUACUCUACCAAAAACUCUUACCCCUGACAAUAUUGACAACAGUAUAAAAACUUUAGUUAAAAUUUUAAACGCUUUGAAGAAGCAGUCGAAACUAUCUAAACCCAUUGUGGUACAAGAGCAAGUAGCUCCUGAGUAUAUCGACGAUAUCGAAAAUGAUGGUGGUUUAAGCAUCAAUGAGAUUUAUCCAGAAGAUACUGAUGAAGGUGGUACUCCAGGAAAACCAGGCGUUGAUUACCCAGCUUUGUCCAGUAUUCCACAAACAAGCUUUAAUUGCAAGACUCAACGAUACAAGGGAUUUUUUGGAGAUCCUGAUACACACUGCCAGGUUUGGCAUUACUGUGAUCUUAAUGGAGGACAAGCGUCUUUCUUGUGUCCCAACGGCACAAUAUUUAGUCAAGUAGCACUAACAUGUGACUGGUGGUACAACGUUAAGUGCUCUUCUACUGCUCAGCUGUAUGUUCUCAACGAGAGGCUCUAUAAAUAUAUAAUACCUUUGUCUCCUAAGUUUCCAGAGGAUUAUACUGGACCGUUAGUAGACAAAUACCUCGCACUUAAAUUUCAAGAAAUGGAGGAAAAGAUGAGAAAAGAAAAAAAGGGUAAAGGUAAUGCCAGUAAAGAGGAAGAUGACGAAGUGUCCGAAAAACAAGAUGUUGAAGCUGAAAACACGGAGAAAAUUGCAAGCGUUGAAUCCACUUCGAAAAGUUAUAUUCAAAAGGAAACUCUACAAACCGUGGAAGAUGAUAAUAAAAAUUAAUAAAACCAUUUAUCGAAUAAUACUGUAAUCAUCUUCUCAUUUAUAAUCGAUGUUAGAACUUGUCUAUUGAAGAUCUCGUUAAAAUGAAUUGUUUGGUGUGAGCCAAUUAUUGGAACAAAACGAAUUGGACACUAAUUUCAAAGCCAAUUCAGAGUUUUUGAUCAUUAUAAUCAUACACUUUGAUAAAAAAGAACUUUAUUCUUUACUAAAUAUGUUUCUAUAAAGUGUCACAAGACAAUAAUACCACAUAUGUAUAUCGUUUUUUCCUUGUGAGUGUACCUUUAUAUUAUGUUACCGUUAAAACUCGAUUUCAGUUAAAACCCGAAUUUACUAGGAAAAACUUCUUUUAACUAUGAGCUUUAGACAAUUCUAGUUUUAACUAUUCAACACUACAUUUUACCGCUAAAUUCAGUUAAAUCUAGAAAUCCCGAACAAAUUUCAUUUAGAGUAGUUUAUACUACCUAGUUCAAACUAGUUUUUACUGGAAUUACUAGCGAAUGCCAGCUAAAAUCGUUGCAACAAGAGACAAAUACGAUUUGGCUUGUUCGGGAUAGGGUUAGUGACGAAGCGGCCGCGGCCGGUCGGUAACAAACUAAUAUGUGCAACUGUUGAUUUUUCUGCAUCGUUUUUAUUGGUUAUAUUACACUACUGUGUAUUAUUCACCAUGAGUGAUAAUGUCCAUGUCGCAGAUCAGGUUGAGAGCAGAGAUAUAAGAACUUGGAAAGAACGGUUUUUGGAAAAGAUUUUACAAAAGGAAUAGAGCGAGAAGAAAGAAAGUCAGUACAAUGUUGUGACCAAAACCAUGUAUAAUAAAUUGAUGGCCGAAGCUAAAGAUGCCAAGGAACUGUCUGCCAAGAAAACAUUAAAACGUUUUAGAAUUGUUAAAGUUGCGAAAUAAAAAGUUGGCUUGAACCCAUCAAAUAUUAUAUACCUGCUGAAGACAUUUUUGACAUAAUUGAAGCGGCCCAUAUUGCUAUUGGUCAUAGAGGUUGGGAUAGGUUGAAGACUGAAACCGCCUGAAAAUACGCAAACAUAUCAACUGAUAUGUUCAAUAAUUGUACCUAUAUCAAUGUGUGAGACCUGCCAACGGAAGGCGAGUAAAGCGAAGAGGGGCCUUGUGUCGAAAUCUAUAUUGCAUUCAGAAAUGAAUAGUCACUGUUAAGUAGAUUUGACCGAUAUGCAAUUUAAUUUGAUUAAAAAAGAUGACAAAAAAAAUUCAAAAUAUUGCAGAAUUAUUUUGUAACAACAUGUGAAUUAAAAAAGGGGGGCUAACUUCGUCCCUAAUUGUCGUAGGGUAAUAGUCACUGUUAAGUAGAUUUGACCGAUAUGCAAUUUAAUUUGAUUAAAAAAAAUGACAAAAAAAAUUCAAAAUAUUGCAGAAUUAUUUUGUAAGAACAUGUGAAUUAAAUAAGGGGGGCUAACUUCGUCCCUAAUUGUCGUAGGGCAAUCGUUUUUCUUUCUAGUAAGCAAAAAAUCGACAUGUUUUUGCAAAAUAAUUUUACACUGUUUAAAAUUACUUUUUGUCAUUUUUUUUUUAAUUAAGUUAAUAGCAUAAAUGUUCUUCUUUCAUAAACUGUCCGAAUUAUUACUUUAACCUCAUAAUUCUAUGACUUUGGUGUUGCAAAGAAAAUUAAUUUGGUAUAAACAAAUUCAAUCACUUUUAAACUAUUUUACCAAUUGCAUUGAAAUUUAGGGUACGAUUUAAGCACCAGAAGUCUCAGCCUUCCAAUAAGAAGGUUCUAAGUUAAUUUUUACAUAAGUUAUGAAUAUUUAUAAAAACUCAAAAUUUAUGAUUUAUUUUGCAAUUUUCUGAGCAACCAAUAAGAAUAAACAUAUUCAGCGAAGCCAUAAUGGAGAUUUUUAUACGGUUUAUGAGUUUCUUACUCUCAGAUUUGUUUAAAAUGCUUAACUUUUUGGUAAUAGACGAAAAAAUCGAAAAUUUACUGUUUUUGAUCUUUAUUUGUUUAUAACUAUGAAUAUCAUCAAAAUCGGCUGCAGGAAACAUAUAGGCUAUUAAUAUAGAUUUCCAUACUACUCAAAAAAUUUGGUUUCGGCCUGGAGGUAGAUGUGUCACGAGAAAAAUCUUAUUUCUCUGGACAUGUAUGAAAAGCGGGUAUACAAACCUAACGUCAGUGAUUCCAUGAACACAACGUCAGUUAAGCGGAUUAAGUGACGUAUAUACUAGUAAUACAUAAUCAAAUUAAACGUUCUAACAUCGAUUAGAGGGUGAGAAAAGAUAUUUAAUUUAAAACCUACUGCAAAUAAAUAUAACUGCUUCAAUCUAAAAUAAUAAAUUUGCCAUAUUAAGUAAACAAGAAAGAACUGAAGAUUAUGGUUUCAGUAGUAUUAGAUAAAUAAUUGAUUUCCCUAAUCAAGUCGGCAACAAAUUUUGAUAGGUGCGUACUAUUUUGAGCUAGGCCCGAUACAAAAUAAAUCUAUUGCUUUUUGUUUAUAUGCUCGACUCAUAUUUAUCUUAUAUUAUAUUUUUGUACAUAGUAAAGUCCUUGCAUAGCUUUGCAUGUACCUAGGCCUUGCGGCAGGGUUGUUUGUCAUUUAAUAAGUCAGCACGCACUUGAACGGCAUAUACAAGAGACAGAGCUGCACUGGCUCGCUUGUAUACCUAUUCAUUUCUGUACUGUAACAUUUAAAAUUUUAAAUACCAUUGGGAAAUAUACAAAAAAUUGUAAACCCAAAAUAUUUUUACAUUAUCCAUUUUACACAAACCAAUAAACAAUACAUGUGAGUGUGAGUGCAAUUAUUGUUGUACGAUCUGAAGUUGGUAUCCCAAGGACAUUUCUUUGGGAUACGCCAGAGUGGAUGGGAUGUGCAGAAGUUAGGGCCUCUAAGUUUGAUCUGGAGCGAUCUGCUGGCAUAUGUGAUUGAAGAAACAUGCACAUUGGAUACGGCAGUUGUCUCUUAAGUUUUGAUAUUAUCCCUGUAUGCCAUACCUUAUCGAAAGCUUGGAAGACAUCAAGGAAGGCUGGUGUACAAUAUUUCUUGUUCUCGAGAGCAUUUACUGAGGUUCUGACAAUCCUAUGAACCUGUUCGAUUGUACCGUGUUGUUGUCGAAAACAUAAUAGGGAACUUGCACAUUUUUUUAUUACAUAAUAAUGUUCAGAUGAGAUUUCCAAAAUUUAACGCUCCAAAAACUCAUAAUAACUUAGAAGUACAAGUUUAAAGUCUUCUGUAUUUAAAAUAGUUCAAACGAUCCGUGACGUCACAUAGUUUAACUAUAUGGUUCCAUUUAUGGUUAUAUUUAGGUAUAUUUUUCUUCUUAUUUUUUAGUUUAUUGGCCUCCACCUACUUGGGUAUUUGGCCAGCUCGUCGUCGCGGAAUAAAGGAAAAAUAUUUAUAUUCUAAUGACAUUUAUCGUAUGUCAUUGUAAUAAAUAUACCAGUUUGUUGAAAUUGGAGUUUGAUAUAGUUAUUGAAGGAAAGGAAAGAAGGUUUACUAGUGAAAAUAAAACCAUUUUUUGAAAGUACAAAUUUUCUGUGAAUAGUUCAAACGAUCAAAAACACUUGCAACGUCACAUAACUAAUUUAACAUAAUAACAUUUUCUACUGACGUUUAUAAUGUCUAAUUUAAAAUUAUAUACAAUUUCGUUUACUUUGUUGGUUCAGAAUAUAAACAUAUAACCGGAUAACGUCACGAUGCGUUUUCAGCUGGCUGGUAUAAUUUGAAUUUUUAAUCGUCUUUAGGGGCCAAACGGAAGACAAACAAAACUUUUUUAUCUUUGAUACAUGUUUUAAAUUAUGUUCUGUUGUGAUUUAUAACAUUUUUUUCGAACUUAAAAUUUUAUGCAAGUUCCCUAUUGGUAAUGAGGUACUAGCUUUUUUUCUGUAAUAACAGUGUCUAUUAUUUCCUAGAGAACCAUUGAACAGCAUUGAAUAUGUACAUUAGUGGCUUUAUUGCUUCUUAAGGUAGUUCUUUAAGCACUAGUCCUGUUAUGGGGUCGUAUCCAGGAGAUUUUUUUAUAUGUAUUUAGGUUUUUGAUUACUUCUUUGAUUUCGGUAAUUUUAUCUUUUCUGGUAGAAAGACACAUCUGGUAGGGUUUAUAUGCUAUAUCUGUAGCACAUUUCUUUUCGUCCUCUAGGACCUCUCUCUUGUAUAUAUACACCGUUAUUAGGCGUCAACGCCCUUCGAUAGGGAUCUAUGGAGGAGUAUCAUCAAGACACAAGCCCUUAUCCCUUGCCGUACCGCUCCUCCAUAGGCCGAUCAGACACCAGUUUAUCCCAGAUCAAGUCGUAGAUUCUAUUGAAUUUUAUACUGCUGACGUUGUCCUUUUAUUAAUUUAAUGACCUGGCUGAGGCUCGAACCGUCGAUCGCAAAUCCACUAAACUUGUCGAUCGACUGCGCCUUUGCCAACUGAGCCGUCGUGACCGACCUCUCUCUUGUGCGAUUGGAAAACUGUCUCACGAUGCUUAGCAAAGAUAUUAGCUCUCUCUUCGUCACUUCGAGACCAGGUGCUAUCAUUUUUCUGGUCGGUGUUUUAGUUUGUGAUUGUGUUUAAAGUUUUCUAGACAAUUUCCGGACUAAGUAGUUUUUUCUUCAGAGCUUGACAGAUUUUCUAGAAAAUAAUUUAUUUCUUUUUCUUUGUGUUCCUGCACGACUCUUCAAACCCAAAAUAUCAAGAAUGUAUAAAUUCCCAGGUAUUAAGCUGUAGUUCUUGUUUUCUUCAUGCCUCGUCUAUCAUAGAUCUCUUGAAAUAGACCGCCCUAGACGACUCUUUCUUAUUUACUAUUAAUAUCCAAAGGCACCUCAAAUCGGCUGAUGUCAAAUUCGGCUUUAUUCGGCUUUAUUCAAAUUUUCAUGGUUCUGUUGCCUUUAGUUCUCGAGAUAUUUCUAAUUUGUCGCUUAUCUGCCUCACCCUGUAUACUCGGCCUCAAUCUGAGGAAUAUUUCUCAACUUCUAAGUACGCCCUGUGAGCCAGUGUGAGCUACUCUAUUUAUCGUCAUACUUGCUAUAACAUUGCAGAAGUCUCACAAAAAUUUAUUAAAUAUGUUAAAGUUAAAAUUAUUACCAUAAAAUAAAAUAUUUUACAUGAAAAAUAGUAGUGAUAUUAUAGAUAGAUGUUCUAUGAAAACACAUAUUAAACAUUUUCAGCCUAUUAGACAAGGCGAAAACGGCGGGUUCGUUGGAAAAAAUAUUCCCAUGAGAUUUUUUUGCAUAAUCGCCUUCGUGAGAUAUCCCAGAAUAAGGUUCAAGAAGUCGUCCACGCAAAAAGUGGUCCAAAUUUUUUUAAACAAUUUUUUUUUAACAAAUUGCAAAAAUCAGUAUUUUCGGCACGGCCUUUUUUUAGGUUUUUUGGACCAUUCUGGACAAAAAAGUUUUCUUGUAAUUUUUCUCUUGAGUUGAUCGUUUUCCCGUUAUAUGCAAUUUAAAAUUAAAAAAAUGAAAAAUGGCGAUUUUCAAGGCCCAAAAACACUAGUAAAAAUAUUAUUUUUGAGGUUACCAAGUCCCUAUAUCAAAGUGCAAACCUUCUUGUAUCCGUUGCCGAUGAGUAUUUUGGGCUUAUUUUAUUUUAAACUAUUGUUUUUUAAUUAUUGUAAAUGCAGCGUUUAUGAUAGGGCGGGCGCUCGGGCUUUCGCAUGUCUGGACUAUUAUUAUUAUAAAUAAUAAUUGAAGACAUAAGUGGAUAAAGGUCAUAUGUCACAGAAUAAUGUUUUUGAGUAAUGAGCAUUUUAGUGUCUUUUGUUCCAAGUUAGUUAUUUAUUUUAUAAAUUUGCAUUGCUACACUUUUUUAAACAGGUAUUUGAAGGUACUUUUUUACACUUUAAAUUGAAUUUAAAAAUAGUUACUUUAAGCCUAAUAUUUUAAAUUUUGUGUACAUAUUACCUUUAUCCACAUAGUAAAAAUAAUUAAAAAAUGUUAGGCACGGCCUAACAUUUAUCCACAUAAGUGGAUAAAAGAGUUAAGUAUCAAAAAUGGGCAUUUAUUGUCAAAAAAAUUGCAAUACAAACUGCAAAAUUAAUAAAAAUAUAUAGGUCUGGAUCCCGCGUAUGAAAAAAAAGUUGAUUAAUAGCAAGCUGAAAAUUUGUUAAUAGCUUAAGGGUGUCUAGUCGGACAAACUUUGAUAUAUGGGAACACUGGAACAGGGGCAGUUUUAAUUGUGGAACAGGUUAAAAAUUUGGAACGGUCACACCACGAGAACGGCACAUUUAUUUUGUCCGACAAAACAGACUUAAACUCUCCGAACAGAGAUUAAACUCUCAUGCAAAAAUCAGACUGCUAUGUAUUACCAAAUGUGCGUUUUCAUCAGUGGAACAUGUAGAAUAUGUCAAAUGACAGGAAUUAUGACAGAUGAUAAAUAGCAGUCUGAUUUUUGCAUGAGAGUUUAAUCUCUGUUCGGAGAGUUUAAAUCUAUUCUGUCGGACAAAAUAAAUGUGCCGUUUUCGUGGUCUGACCGUUCCAAAUUUUUAACCUGUUCCACAAUUAAAACUGCCCCUGUUCCAGUGUUCCCAUAUAUCAAAGUUUAUCCGACUAGACACCCUUAAGCUAUUAACAAAUUUUCAGCUUGCUAUUAAUCAACUUUUUUUUCAUACGCUGGAUCCAGACCUAAUAUUUUUAAGUAGGUUCUGCUUUUCUUUUUGGGAUUUUUUUUAUUUUCCACUAUCGUGUUUUCAUAAAACCAUCUAUACUUUUCGGGAACAAAUUUUAUUCUGUCUCUUAAAUUUCCCACUUUUUUAAAACUCAAACUACCAGUUUUAUUUUCCAGUCUUCUUGGUCUAUAUUCAGUUGUGGUCAGAUGUGCUGUCCUUUUUUUUUUCUUAAAUCUACUUGCUGAAAUGGCAUGUAGUCAUUAAGGUAUUUAUGUCUUAUAGAUAUAGAAGCCAAGUUCGUCCACUCUUAUCCAUUUUACGUAACACGAAAAUUAACCUUUGGUUUUGAAGUGUUUGUUUGCUUUUUACAUAAAUAGAGGUUCGUCAGCAGAUCUUCAAAGUAGUAGAAAAAGUUCUCCAUAUUUACACAUUUCACAUGGAUAAAGGUAUUAUGACCAAAUGCGAUCUUGGCCAUAAUACCUUUAUCCUCUAGAAUUCGAAAAUCUAGUGGGACAUAUUGCUUUAAUAUCUUCCUGUUAUUUUUAUUUAGCUAAAAAUAGGUUAUUUUAAAAUUUUAAAAGGUUAAACAACAUAUUAGAAGAACAAAAACCUAAUAAAACAAUUUUCUCAAAAAAUGUGACAUAAUAUGACCUUUAUCCACUUAUGUCUUCAAUUAUGUAGCUCGGGCGUUCUCGGCGCUUUUUUAUACUUGUUAAAAAUAUAGGUACAUACGUAAUGGUAACCACGUUUUUUAGUUUGUAUAAAUCAAUAUGAUUUUUUGUUGUUUAUUAUAAUUUAUGAAGGUAUAAAUAACAAUUAAAAAAUUAAUAAAGCGUUCGAAAGUUGACAAAUGUGUAUCAAAAUUUAUUUGAAAUUCAUAUUUUCGCAUUUAUCUACAUCGCAACCACAUAAAGGUACACAAGUAACAUUAUUUUUCUUACAAUUACAUGCUUUAGUUUUACAAGUUUUUGUACAUUUGCAUCGUUGAAUCAGUUUAUUAGGUAAUGGAUUUUUUUAACAUAAAUUUGGGUAAUUAUUUCAUUCAUAGGAGAUUCUGACCAAUAGAAAGCUACAGAAAUACAAAUUAAGGUGAUAAUUUUUGAUAAUAUCCCGUCGUUAAGCAUACUACGUCAGAUGCCCUUCGUUGCUACGAAAAAAUACAUUCAGUGACAUUAAUAACAAUUAAUGUUUUAAAAAUUAUAAAAGUGAUGACUUUCAAUCGUCAUAUUAUAUUUAUAAAAACUGUGUGUUUAAUGGUACUUUGUACUUACAUAAAUAAAUUACAAUUAAAUUUUGGUUUUGAACAGUUUUUUUCAUAAAAUAAUCGCAACAAAUUGCACACGAUCUCUGAAAUUAAUAUAGAAUUUUUGCUCUCGUGACACUUUGACAUAAUUUCACUCGCCUUCGGCUCGUGAAAUUAAAACUGUCAAAGUGUCACUCGGGAAAAAUUCAAUAAUUUCAGAGCUCUUGUGCAAUUACUACUGAUUAUUUCAUUCAUAGGAGAGUCUGACCAAUAGAAAGCUACACAGAAAUCUGAAUUAAAUCGAUAAUUUUUUAUAAUUGCCCGUCGUUAAGUAUAUUACGUCAGAUGCCCUUCGUUGCUACGAAAAAAUACAUUCAGUGACAUUAAUGAAAAUUAAUGUUUUAAAAAUUAUAAAAGUGAUGACUUUCAAUCGUCAAAUAUUUAUAAAAACUUUGUGUUUAAUUGUACUAAUUUGUACUUACAUAAAUAAAUUACAAUAAAAUUUUGGUUUUGAACAGUUUUAUUCAUGAAAUAAUCGCAACAAAUUGCACUCGAACUCUAAAAUUAAUAUAGAAUUUUUGCCCUCGUGACACUUUGACAUAAUUUCACUCGCCUUUGUCAUAAUUUCAUGAGCCUUUGGCUCGUGAAAUUAAAACUGUCAAAGUGUCACUCGGGAAAAAUUCAAUAAUUUUAGAGCUCUUGUGCAAUUACUACUGAUUAUUUCAUUCAUAGGAGAUUCUGACAAAUAGAAAGCUACAGAAAUCUGAAUUAAACUGAUAGCUGUUUUGAUAAUUGCCCGUCGUCAAGCAUAUUACGUCAGAUGCCCUUCGUUGCUACGAAAAAAUACAUUCAGUGACAUUAAUGACAAAUGUUUUAAAAAUUAUAAAAGUGAUUACUUUCAACCGUCAAAUACAUAUUUAUAACAACUGUGUGUUUAAUUGUACUAAUUUGUACUUACAUAAAUAAAUUACAAUAAAAUUUUGGUUUUGAUCAGUUUUAUUCAUGAAAUAAUCGCAACAAAUUACACUCGAUCCCUAAAAUUAAUAUAGAAUUUUAGAGCUUUUGUGCAAUUACUACUGAUAAUACCUACUCCUGUUUCAUCUGCCACGUAACGAUCUCAAUGAUAAAAACUAAAAGAAAUAAUUUUGCUACACAUUUGUAAACUUUCGAACGCUUUAUUAAUUUUUUAAUUGUUAUUUAUACCUUCAAAAAUUAUAAUAAACAUCAAAAAAUCAUAUUGAUUUAUAAAAACUAAAAAACAUGGUUACCAAAAUCGUAUGUAUAUUUAACAAGUAUAAAAAGCGCCGGGAACACCCGAGCUAGAUAAUAUAAUCAUAGUCCAGACGCGCGACAGCCCGAGCGCCCGCCCUAUCAUCAGCGCUGCAUUAGCAAUUAAAAAACAAUAGUUUAAAAUAAAGUAAGCCCAAAACACUCAUCGUAACGGAUAGAAGAAGGUUUGAACUUUAAUUUAGCCACUUGGUAACCUGAAAAAUAAUAGUUUUUACUGGUGCUUUUGUGCCUUGAAAAUCGCCAUUGUUCGUUUUUUUCAAUGUUAAAUUGCUUAUAACUCGAAAACGAUUAACUUUAGAGAAAAACUAUAGAAAACCUUUUUUGUUCAGCAUGGUUCAAGAAAUUAAAAAAAAAUUGUCCGGGCCGAAAAUAUAGAUUUUUGCAAUUUGUUUCAAAAAACUUGUUUAAAAAAAUUUGGACCACUUUUCGCGUGGGCAACUUCUUGAACCUUAUUCUGGGGUAUCUCACGAAUAUGAUUGUGUAAAAAAAUCUCAUGGGGAUAUUUAUUUCAACGAACCCGCCGUUUUCGCCUUGUCUAUUAUGCCGAUUAUUAGUGACCACGUUAAACUACAAAUUAUAAUAUGCAGUAUUAAAAUAAUAAUGGAACAUGAUAGAAUUGAAUAAUAAAGGAUCGGGUAAAAAAUGACUUCUACAUAAAUUUUGUUGCCGGGGAUACCAAUGAUAAAUUUUGUUUUUGACUAGAUUAGAAAUGCAUUUCGACAGACACAUUGUCACGAAAAUGUAAUGCUGUAAAACAAAAAGUAUUAAAAUUAUUAAUUUAAUGUGUAUUGUUAUUUUGUAUGUAGUUUAGACAAUUAUUUAUGCUAUAUACAGUUGUGAUAUAAUUAAAAUGUAUGUCAGCUGACUGGUGGAUAUUAAGUAAUAAUUUGUUAUUAUUUAUAGUAUUUAAACUCUAUGAUAAUAUAUUUCAUUUGUUAUGUUCUGGAUUAUUUAAAGAAGGUUAAAAUUUUUUGUUUGUAAAUAAAUGCUAGAAUAAAUGAAAGUAUGCUUUGUG